Messenger RNA from Colletotrichum graminicola M1.001, 1173 nucleotides. RefSeq lists its product as uncharacterized. The record is from RefSeq and is a predicted model, not a curated record. The coding region runs from base 1 to 1173 and encodes 390 amino acids. The transcript has 3 exons. Lineage: Eukaryota; Fungi; Ascomycota; Sordariomycetes; Glomerellales; Glomerellaceae.
AUGUCCGUGGGCUGCUGCAUCGCCGGGGGCGUCACGAACAAGAUCACGGCGAAAUGGACCCUGUUCAUCGGGGCGGCCUUCUACACGCCGUACGCGGCCGGGCUGUACUGCAACAACCGCUACGGGAACGAGUGGUUCCUGCUGCUCGGCGCCGGGUUCUGCGGUAUCGGAGCGUCGCUCCUGUGGGCGAGUGAAGCCGCCAUCGCCGUCGGAUACGUGGGGAUCUGGAUGGGCAUUAGGCAGAUGGGUCCCCUCGUGGGCGGCGCCAUCUCGCUGGCAUUGAACAUCAAGACGUCGCAAAAGGGCAAGGUCGCCUCCACGACCUAUUUGGGCCUCGUCGCCAUCUCGUCGCUUGGAGCGCCGUGCGCCUUGCUGCUGUCACAGCCCCAGAAGGUCGUCAGAGCUGACGGGACGAAGAUCCCGUACAUGAAAAAGACCAGUUUCGGCAUCGAAGCACGCGCGAUCUGGAAGCAGAUGAGGAACAAGUACAUGUUGCUUCUCAUCCCCGUCUUCCUGGCCGGGCAGUUUGGCACAACGUAUCAGGGAAACUACCUCACAACAUAUUUCACCGUCCGAUCCAGAGCCCUGGCAUCGUUCCUGACAGCAGUCGUCGGCGCGUUCGCAAACGUAGCCACCGGCGCGGUCCUGGACAUGAAGCGGUUCGGGCGUCCCGCCAAGUCCAGGGCCGUCUACGUCGCCGUCCUCGCCUGCGUCACCGCCGCCUGGACGUGGGUCGCCGUCGUCGAGACCCGCCUCUCCGCCAUGGCGGACCCGCCGUCCCUGGACAUCGGCGACGGCCCGUUCUUCAACUCGGCGUUCGCGGUGUACAUGGUCUUCAAGCUCUUCUACGAGGCGCUGCAGACGUACAUCUACUGGCUAAUGGCCGAGAUCAAGGGCGCGCAGGGGGACGGCGACGUCGCGCGCACGACGGGGAUCCUGCGGUCGUGGGAGUCGGUCGGGAGCACGGUCGCGUACGCCGUGGGCGCGACGCACUGGCCGAACAAGAACCAGAUGGUCCUGGGCUUCUCGCUGUGGGCCGUCACGAUCCCCUUCACGCUUCUCGCCGUGUUCGGCGAUUGGAACCAGGGCGGCGGGGACGAGGUUGGCAACCCGGACGAGACUGACAGCGAUCUGGAAAGAGUGGCCGUGCAGGGAAAGACGGAAGCCGUUUGA